Papaver somniferum (opium poppy) is the source of this 3854-nucleotide messenger RNA. RefSeq lists its product as uncharacterized. The record is from RefSeq and is a predicted model, not a curated record. Lineage: Eukaryota; Viridiplantae; Streptophyta; Magnoliopsida; Ranunculales; Papaveraceae. The transcript is spliced from 2 exons. Bases 746 to 2098 code for a protein of 450 amino acids.
GAAAACUUAUGAAAAUAGGAAGAAAAUCCUCUAAAUAGGGGUCUCUCGUUUCAGUUUUUGGGGCUGGAGUCUUUGGUUUUCAGUUUUAGGGUUUUCGAUCCCAGUUAAAUUAUGAUUUCAAGCUCGUUCCUUGUCUUGGUUUAGUUAGGUUUACGUUUCUCAGGUAAAUUCUGAUUUCUCAUUCCUCUUCGAGUCUUGGUAUUGAUAACUAGGGUUAGUUUACGAUUGAAUUCUAAUUUCAAACUCAUUCCUCUCCGAGUCUUGGUUUUCUUAGUUAUCAUUGGUGUACGAUUCCCAGGUAAAUUGUGAUUUCGAGAUCAUUCCUUUUUGAGUCUUGGGUUUCUCAGUUAGCAUUGGUUUACGAUUCCCUGAUGAAUUCUGAUUUCAAGCUUGUUCCUUUUUGCGUCUUGGGUUCUCAGCUAUUCCCGGAUGAAUUCUGAUCUCAAGCUAGUUUUUACGAUUCUCUGGUAAAUUGUGAUUUCAAGCUCAUUCCUUUUUGAAUCUUGGAUUUUGGCUUGGUUUACGUUUCUCUUGUAAAUUGUGAUUUCAAGCUCAUUUCUUUUUGAAUCUUGGUUUUCUGAGCUAGCAUUGGUUUACGAUUCCUAGAUGAAUUCUGAUUUCAAGCUUAUUCCUUUUCGAGUCUUAGUUUUUUUAGCUAGCGUUGGUGUACGAUUCGCAGGUAAAUUCUGAUUUCAAGCUCAUUCCUUUUUAUCGUCAUCAAUUGCUGCUUAUAUUAUAUUAAGUUAUGUCAAGGAGCAGGAAACUCCAAAACGGUUGUGGUGAUGAAAGUAGUAAACCCAUGUCCACCAAAGCACCAAAACUGAUGGAGAAGAAAAGAGAAUAUAGCAAAAAGAAGUACCUUCAUCAAGAUUUUGUUAUGGAAGAAAUAUUGACCAAGGUUCCAGUUCGGUCACUGCUCCGUUCUGGUGCAGUCUCAAAACACUGGGGUGAUUUUCUUCACAUCUACCAUCCACCCAUCUCCGGGGAAUGUAUCUUUCACGCUCACACCAUCUGUCACGGAUUUGGUUUUGAUUCCUUAGCAAAGGAGUACAAGUUGGUAAGUGUUUUCCGUACCUCUCACCAGCAGCUUAACAUUGUUGUAUUUACAUUGGGGACUAAAUCAUGGAGAAAUGUCACUACCACAAGCACACACGUCGCAUAUCAUGGUCAUCCUAUUACUUGGAUUAGAGCGUCUACAAGUAGUGACAGAUCUGCCAUCUUUUGCAAUACUGGUAAUGGAUGUUUGGUUUGGAAGAUAAUAACAACUAUCGGGGGAGGAGAAGGAGCUAACGGUACCGAAAAUAAGAACAGUGAUAAUCAGAUGGAGAUGUUACUGUCUUUCAAUCUCCACGAUGAGAAGUUUAGUUUUAUCCAACUCCCAUCUAAAAAUACAACUGAUGAGCAGCGGAACCACUUGCUUGUUGCUUAUCCCCGUCUUCUGGAGUUCAAAGGAUUUCCAUGUAUUGCACAUUUAGAAAAAACACUGCACAAUGGAACAAGUGACUGUAAUCAUCGACGCCUACAUGACCAUCACGAUAGUAAUAAUACUAUUUGCUGCUGUUGUUGUAAAGUUCAUUUGUAUUUAUUGAAGGAUAAAGUCAAGCAAGCCUGGGUUAAGGAGGAGAGUUUUGAUGUUCGUGUAGACUCUCCUUGCAAAUUGUUGGUGGACUUGCCACCAGACCCCUGCUGUUUUUGCAUAGGCAAUACUAGCACACCUCCUACUCGCAUCUUCAGUUUCUCUGACCAGAUUUUACUGUACUGGUUCGAUGGGAAACAUUUACAAGUUUACAACUUGUGUUCCAAAAAACUUACUGUGGUGAUGCCUCAGCAUGCUGUAGAGCGUGAUUUCUUUGAUGGUAAGAUGAAAGCACCCUCAUACGCUUGUGAUGAUGGUGAUAAUAUUUAUUGCUCCAAUAUGGAUUAUCAGCUGCACUGCCAAGGAGAGAACUUUCUUUCUCUGCAAUCAUUCGUACCUGAAGGAGUAGCAGGAGUUGAUGCUGCUGAAUUUGAGGAGUUGAAUUUGCAGACGGAAGACCCACCAUAUACAGCAUGUGUGUAUGUGCACAGAGGUUCAGGAGUGUAUUUUUCAUUCCUUUGAUCAUAUUUAUCUUAAUAUCUUGUUUUGGUAAUCGUGAUCAGUUCACCAGAUUAAUGUAGUAGUUAAGUUUACUACGGGCAUGCUUUAAAUAAGAGGAUCUAUUGAUGAGCUUAUAUCAAGUGAAAACAUCAUAGAUUACAAGGAAGAAUCAUGUGAAUUGUAUCAUAUAGCUUUGGUUUCUCUUAGUGUUGUUGUUGUCUGUAUGCUGUUUUAGUUGUUUGAGCUAGGCUUUGCAUAGGCUGUUGUAUGCACUGUUAGGUGCUUUUAUUUUCAUGUAUGCUUUUCUAUUUUCUCUGAUCAAUAUAUUAAACUUUCUCCUCAAAGAUUUUCUUUUUUCGAUACAACAUUGUAAUAUUUUGGACUUUUUCUGUUCUGUUCUGUGUAUCUUGGUAGCUGAUUUCAUUUUCCCUGGAAGGGCGAUGAAGCCACUUCAAGGAGGCUGGUUGUUGAUCAUGAACUUCGCCCCAAAAUCAGUGUGUAGACGUUUGUCUGCUUUAGCAGUAAUCACUUUUGUGUUUUCAUUUUCAGAAGCUGGAGAAAAAGGUAUACAACUGAACUGAAUAGUCUUUUUCUAUAGUUUUCAUGGCACUUAAAUCUAAAUUUGCUCAAGUGAGACCUUCUUAGAUGAGCUGCAAAGUUAGUUGCAGUGACAGUGAUAAGUGUCACUUUCUUUGUGUAUUUGCUAAGGUUUACUACUAGUUGGAACCAAUUAAUAUGAAUUCGACAAGCAAAGCGUGGAUAGCUGCUGUUAGUGUUGGUGUUGUUGAAGCAUUGAAAGAUGAUAGAAUUGCGCUCUAAGAUCCAUCCGUCACACAAAGAAUAGACUAAAAUCAUAUGUUUCUUCAAGCAACUUAUUCUAUGCCAGCUAUCAUAUAUUUCUUCAAGCUACUUAUUCUAUGCCAGCUGCUUUUGUUAUUCCCGACCAGACCUGAUCUAUCAUAUAUUUCUUCAAGCUACUUAUUCUAUGCCAGCUGCUUCUGUUAUUCCCGGCCAGACCAGAUUAUGAGAGAGAUGAAACAGUUGGAUGAAUCACUUUAGAAAAGUAGCAUUUUAGUUGUUGGGGACCAGUUGAAAUCUUAAACCCCAAUUCUAGCUAAGCAUAUAACUGGAUCUUGAUCUUAUCUGAGUUAUGUGCCCCCAGUUAGUUAACUGGUGCUUGUCUAUAUACAUUUGUUACUGGACAUUUGAGUGAUCCAAGCUCAGCUCAGGUUCACAACACUGGAAAAUUAUUGACAAACUGUGGUAUACAUCCUGGGAUGCCUACACCAUUACCGAUUAUAAUGGCCGGCCGAGUAUUGUCUUGACAAACUGUGGUAUUUAUCUCCCUCUAAUUCUGGAUUGCCUGACGAUUGUCUCAUUUUGUAUUGUGAAGCUUCAUUUGAUGAUAAUUCUAACAAUUUUGGUGUGGGUGCUGUAUGUUAUGAUAUGACAGGUAAUUAUAAAGGAUGCAGAAUAGUUCAUGGCAGUGUGGAAGCACUACAUUGGAGUAUUAGUAAAGGCUAUAGCCACAUCUAAUGUUAUUUCUAUUUUGAAUAAAAGUGGAGCCCAAAUUAGUUGGGCUGCCAGUUCUAUUAGAUGAUUGUUUAGUACUAUCAAACAACUUAGCUUUCUUUAAAUUCGAGUACAUUAGUAGAGAUUAUAAUUCUAAGGCUCAUUCUGCAGCUAAAUAAAACAGAAGGCUGAAUGUAACUGGUUCAUGGGAAGUUGAUCAACCUCGCUUCUUGAAUCAUAUCUUGUAAUCCUUUUCUUAUUUUAA